This is a messenger RNA of Naegleria gruberi, 1998 nucleotides long. RefSeq lists its product as uncharacterized. The transcript has a single exon. The record is from RefSeq and is a predicted model, not a curated record. Gene Ontology annotation, cellular component: nucleus. Gene Ontology annotation, biological process: cleavage in ITS2 between 5.8S rRNA and LSU-rRNA of tricistronic rRNA transcript (SSU-rRNA, 5.8S rRNA, LSU-rRNA). Bases 1 to 1998 code for a protein of 665 amino acids. NCBI's taxonomy places the organism in Eukaryota, Heterolobosea, Eutetramitea, Acrasida, Naegleriidae. Gene Ontology annotation, molecular function: polynucleotide 5'-hydroxyl-kinase activity.
AUGAAACAAUUUAAAGAAAAUGAAGAAAUUGUUGAUUCCGAUGAUGAAAUCAAUGAAGAGGAAAUUAAUCAAGAAAAUUCCGAUGAUCAACAAGAAGAAGAUAAUGAUGAUGCAAAUGAAUUAAUGAAUCAACAAGAAGAAGAUAUUGAUGAAAUGAAUGAUGAUGAAAAAGAAUCAUCUUUAAAUUCGGAAAUGAAAAAUUCUAUUGAAAUUAAAUUAAAGAAUUUAAAUUCAACAAUUUACUUAAUUGGAGUUUGUUAUUUUCAAGUUUUACAAGGAAGUAUUAAAAUAUUGGGAAAGAAUAUUAAAAAUUCAUCAAAUAGUUAUUUAUUAAAUAGUAAUUGCAUGUAUGGAAUGAUUGCAAUUGAAAAUACAAAUCAAGAAAGUUUAAUUAAAUUUUAUAUACCAAAUAAGGAAAGUGAAGAAUAUGAUUUAUAUACAAGAUGUUAUUAUUUACAUAAAAAUUUACAAAUAUUUAAUAAUUUAAAAUUAGAAAAAUCAAAACGUAAACUUGAAUCACUUUACAUUUAUGGAAAUUCUAAUAUUCCAACACAUUUAAUUAAAUUUGAUUUUGCAAAUGAUUUUAUGAAAAGAGUUAUAAAUAGAUGUACAAGAAAAGAAUUAAGAAAAUAUGUAAUAUGUGGACAUGCCUUAUCAGGUAAAUCCUUAUUUAGUAAUUAUUUAAUGAAUGAAUUAUUAAAUUAUUAUCCAAAAGUAGCAUUUUUAAAUUUAAAUAUUAAUGUUCCUACAUUUGGAAUUAGAGGUACAUUAUCACUUUCAAUUCAUUCAAAUCCAACAUUUGGACCACUUUUUCAAAAUACUAAAAAUGAAUUAAUUUACCAAAUAUAUCAUGGUCAUUCAACAACUGAUAUUCAAAUUGAAACUUAUUUAAAACAAUCACUUGAAUUAUAUCAAAUUUAUUGUAAAAAAUAUUCAAAUAUUCCAUUAAUUAUUAAUAGUCAAUCUUUAUUACCUUCAAGUGGAUAUCAAAUUAUUUUGGAAUUACUUCAAAUUUUAAAUCAAAAUACCAAAAAUGGUAUGACAGAUUUAAUAGUAUUAAGUAAUUAUAAAAAUAUUAAUUUGAAUCCAUCACCUUCUGGAUUAAUAGAUUACAAUAAUAUUAAAAAUAAUACUAUAUUCUUUAAUAAUAUUAAUAAUAGGGAAAUUACAGGUGAAAAUACUUCAAUUGUUGAUUUGAGAAAUUUAGAAACUUUAUUUAUUAUUGGAUCGAAACAAGGUUAUAGAAAUCAUUAUUUUUCUAAAAUUAAUUUACAACACUUGUUUUAUUUUUCAUAUUGUUAUGAAAUUGAGGAAUUUAAAAGAAUUUUUGAUUUGGUUUUUACAAAAUCAUUACAGCAAACAAUUGCAUUCAAUAUUUCUAAAAAUAGUAAUAUUAGUAAUAGUAGUAAUAGUAGUAGUAAUAAUAACUCAACAACAACAAUUGCAACAACAAUGGGAAAUUCUAAAAGUAUUUAUGAAUUCUUUGCAGAACUUCCUACAAUUAAAUUAAAAUGGAAUCAAGUAAUAAUUACAUUACUAAAUACAGAUUCAAGUGAAUUAUCAAAAGGAUUAUAUUAUUUAAAUGGAUCAUUUGUUGGAGUUUAUUCAUUUAAACCUCCUAAAAAUAAUAAUGGAAUAAUUACAAAUGAAUAUCAUAACAAGUUAAUUUCCAAUCAAUCAAGUGAAUAUCCACUCAUGACCAUUAAAACAAAUCAAGAAUUAAAAACUCAAUUGAAAUGUAUUGGAUUAGUUAAGAAAGUAUGUCCCUAUGAAAAGGUUAUUUAUUUGUCCAUUCCAAAUAAUUAUGAACAUGAUGAAAUUCAUCAUUUAACAGUUGGAAGUUGUGUAUUUGAUUUUAAUCCAGAAGAUUAUUGUAAACAAACAAUGAAUCAACCAUAUUUUCAAUCAAAAUCAAUGACUGUGGAUAAAGGAGAUGUUUUACAAAAUGCUCACAAAUUGAAAUUACAAAAACAAAUGCAACAACAUUACAAAAAUUAG